Molecule: messenger RNA, 381 nt
Organism: Suillus bovinus
Lineage: Eukaryota; Fungi; Basidiomycota; Agaricomycetes; Boletales; Suillaceae
Exons: 3
Coding region: 1-381 (126 amino acids)
Source: RefSeq, a predicted model, not a curated record
AUGACAAAGAGCUUGAGUUUCUUGGGAUGUGAGCUCUGUGCACCAGGCGGGAAUGGACAUCCUUUGGCAUUGCUCCACUAUCACCCGUCAUUAGACGAGUCCCUGACAAAACUCAUUGACCAUCACACUAUGUGCGGUGCAACGGAAGGCGCUGAUGGCCUGGAAAAUUAUGUGAGGAGGGACACUUUACAAGUUGUCAAGUGCGCGAUUGCUGUUGUGCGGAGACGGCGAAGCGUCAAGGCCAUUGAGAUGCUGGAUCAAGUGCAGUUCUUGACCGAGUAUAUGGACUUUUUGCAGGAUGGACAGACCAUACAUACGCGAGUCACAACGUCAGGCUGGAGAGAUAUGCUCAAAGAAGCGGCACGUUCAUAUACCACUUGA